This is a messenger RNA of Oncorhynchus tshawytscha (Chinook salmon), 696 nucleotides long. Its product is annotated as perforin-1-like. The transcript has 4 exons. NCBI's taxonomy places the organism in Eukaryota, Metazoa, Chordata, Actinopteri, Salmoniformes, Salmonidae. The record is from RefSeq and is a predicted model, not a curated record. Bases 111 to 527 code for a protein of 138 amino acids.
GGUGUGGGGGGGGCUGAGAUCUUUAUAAACAGCUCGAUGGCACAGUAAGGACCAUCAGCAGUUGGGUGACUAGAGGAAGACAGACGUCCAGCUCGACUAUCCAGUGUACCAUGGCCUCUCUCUCUCUGUACCUGGGACUGCUGGUGCUAUGCACCCUGGCUCUUGUACACUGUGACCUGAAUGGCGGCCCAGUCAGAGUGUAUGAUAUUCGUGCCUCCAACCUGAAACGAUGGCUAUUCAUAAAACCAAGCCCUUACGUCAAGGUGUGGUGCGGUUCAUCCUUUCAUGGCAAGAGCAACACUCUGGAGGAUCAGGAAAACCCCAUCUGGGCCGACCAGUUCAACUUUGCUAACAUCCUUCCCAACUCUGUCCUGACACUGGAGGUGUGGGAUGAUGUCAUCGGACUAGAUCACCACAUGGGAACCUGCAAAAUCACCAUCCGCCCGGGAACACACAGUGAGAUCUGCCAGCUGAAGAGAGGCACCGUCUACUACUCCUACAGCUACGGCUACGUCUACAGUUACUAGAUGGAACAGUUUGAUGAUUAGAUUGUAACCUAUGACCUUUGUCACCCUUUCACUCAUGUAUUAAAGCAUUUCGCUACACUCGCAUUAACAUCUGCUAACCAUGUGUAUGUGACAAAUACAAUUUGAUUUGUAUUCAUUUCCUUAUAGCAUUAAAAAAACGUGCUUCAUA